Molecule: messenger RNA, 1032 nt
Organism: Aspergillus oryzae RIB40
Lineage: Eukaryota; Fungi; Ascomycota; Eurotiomycetes; Eurotiales; Aspergillaceae
Exons: 2
Coding region: 1-1032 (343 amino acids)
Biological process (GO): mRNA splicing, via spliceosome
Cellular component (GO): cytoplasm; nucleoplasm; ASAP complex
Molecular function (GO): RNA binding
Source: RefSeq, a predicted model, not a curated record
AUGUCUGCAACGGCUCGAGGUCGCUCGCCAAACCGCUCACCACUUGACCCAGGUCCCGAGCAAGCUUCAACCCCAAUGAGGCGCACGAUGUCACCUCGUUCAGAGUCCAGACCCGGGAGCGAGCGAAGCCCAUCCUCCGAUCAUGUUCGUCGCAACGGUUACCGCUCCAGAAGCCGGUCUCGCUCCGCUUCGCGAUCGAGAAUGCUGUCGCGAAGCCGAAGCCGAAGCUGGAGUAGUCGGAGUCGCAGCCGCAGUCGAGGCUCCCGACGGUGUAGGGACAGAAGUUACAGUGAAACUCCUAGCCCUUCAGAUAACCUGCCAAGAAGCUCAAAAAUUGUUGUUGAAAAACUGACAAAGAAUGUAACGGAGUCACACCUUCGAGAAAUAUUCGGGAGUUUCGGGGGUAUAGAGAGCCUGGAUCUUCCCAUGAACAAAGCUUGUAUGUAUGGGCAGAUAUCCUUAUCACUCUAUCAGCCGCCUAACGCACUCUUUCAAGUUAUGACAAACCGAGGCACAGCAUAUAUACUUUUUAACGAUCCCGCGGAUGCAGAAGCGGCUAUUGCACACAUGCACGAGGCCCAACUCGAUGGGGCUGUGCUUAAUGUUUCUAUUGUUCUUCCCCGAAGAGCAUUUUCCCAAUCACCACCACCUCAGAGCGGCAGGGUAAGUUUCGGCCGUCAAAGGCACAGCCGUGGGCAGCCAUCAGACUCUCGUUAUUCUCGCCCUUCUCCCUAUCCUCCCAGAUCGCCUCCCCACCAGAGGAGGUUUGGUCGCACUAGGCCCAUGGAGAGACAUGACCUUUAUCGCCCACGGACUUUAUCUCGAUCACGAUCGCCACGUCGCUCUCGAUCGUCGGAGCUCAGGUCAACGUCCCCUCCGAGGAGGAGGGGACAGCUGCGCUCUAGUAGCCCGCGACGUGGUAGGCGCCGUAGUCCUAGUUACAGCAGUUAUGACUACAGCAGCCACAGUGACAGAAGUAGAAGUCCCAGCAGGAGCAGAGGCCCUGGUCGAUAUGGUCCGCAAAGGCGGUGA